AGUAUUUCAGAGUAGCACAGUGCAACGUUCAAGGUUGGUUUUGCACAGUUUUGUUGCAAAAAUGAGAUCGUUAGAUACCAUGGUGUUUGUACAGGAUUUUGACUCACCCUACAGCUUAAAAAAAAAACAACAACAACGUAAAAUACUGAGGUGUUUCACGUUCACGUACCUGAUGUACAAACGCUUUCGUUCGUUCGUCACUGUUUAUGACAUUGCAUUGUCGUGACUUAACUCUGCGUACCCAGAAUAUCCACAUACAUGUUUUUAUGAUAUUUAAUUAACCAAGUAGACCCCGAGUCAAGGUGAAGUACAGCAAUCUGAUCAUGGUCAUCUGUGCAGCGAUGCGUCAUUUGCUGAGGGGGAGCCAUGUGUGUGGCAGCUGGGCCAGUAUAUUCUCAAGGAUGUGGCAGAGACAGGUGAGUGGCAGAGUUUACACUGAGCUGGACUUUGACCAAGAGGAAAUUAAGGCCAAGCUGCUGGGCUUUCCUGGAGGCGCCAUUGAGCUUUCCAAACAGGAGUCUGGCAUCGCUGUCCUUACGAUCAACAACCCUUCCCGCAUGAACGCCUUCUCCGGCAGCAUGAUGGUGCAGCUGGAGGAAAAGGUGAGUCAACUGGAGCAGUGGUCAGAUGGAAAAGGACUCAUACUUCAGGGUGCUGCGGGAACUUUCUGUUCUGGAUCAGACCUUAAUGCUGUCCAAGCCAUAUCAAAACCUCAAGAUGGCAUUAAGAUGUGUAUGUUUAUGCAGAAUGCUCUUACAAGACUACUCAGGCUGCCUAUGAUCUCUGUUGCUCUCGUGGAGGGGAGAGCGGUAGGUGGAGGCGCAGAACUUACUACUGCCUGUGAUUUCAGAUUAAUGGCACCUGGCAGUGUGGUCCAGUUUGUACACAAACACCUGGGUGUGGUCCCAGGCUGGGGCGGAGCUGCUCGACUGGUCCAUCUUGUUGGAAGCCAAAAUUCCCUGAAGUUGCUCAGUGGUGCUUCAAAAGUGGACCCUGAAUUUGGCAUCCAGAUACGGCUGGCAGAUGGAGUUCUUAAAGACCCUCAGGUUGAGGAAGGUGUGGGGACUGUCCUACAACAGGCUGAAAAGUGGCUCAGUCACUACACUACAGGGCCACCGUCAGUGAUCCAGGCCAUUAAAAAAGUAGCGUUGUCAGGGAGAGAGCUCUCUCUAGUGGAGGCUCUGAGGACUGAGAAGCAGGUGUUUGGGACUGUUUGGGGGGGUCCAGCCAACCUACAGGCAUUAACCAGCAAGUCUAAAUACAAAUGAGCAUGUCAUACUGACCAAAUUUAAGACUUGCAUAAUUGCAUUUAACCCAACUGUGGAAACUGUGCAGGUCAAACUUGGAAUAAAACCUUGCCGCUGUGCAUUUUAGCAACUGUGAUGACCUUAAUCUACAGAGUAUGUCAUGGAUAAAAUUAUUAUUACCAUUUUGAAUUACACCACUUGUUCAUUUUGCAAUUUCAUGACUAUAGUUUUAAGAAAUUGGAUCUUCCAGUCUUGGGAUCGUGUGUCAUUUGAUAGCUGAUGUGAUACUGUAACGAGCUUGCUUCAUUGAUACUGUUUAGUAGGGUGUCCUCUUCAUGAAGGACAUUGAAACACUAUUAUUUAACAUCUUUAUUACGGUUUUAUUUUAUUUUUUUGUCUCUACUUACCCUUGACCUUAUGGUUAUUAUUAUAUUUGUAUUAUUAUUAAAGACAGACCACAAUCAAGCAGUCAGAUUAAUGUAAAAUGCCAUGUGUUUUUGUAACCCCAUUUUAUAUUCCAAA
Molecule: messenger RNA, 1769 nt
Organism: Phycodurus eques (leafy seadragon)
Lineage: Eukaryota; Metazoa; Chordata; Actinopteri; Syngnathiformes; Syngnathidae
Gene: echdc1
Product: enoyl CoA hydratase domain containing 1
Exons: 7
Coding region: 324-1268 (314 amino acids)
Biological process (GO): fatty acid beta-oxidation
Cellular component (GO): cytosol
Molecular function (GO): enoyl-CoA hydratase activity
Source: RefSeq, a predicted model, not a curated record